AUGGAGAUAUUGUGUAUUGAACGUGAUGAACACGAAGCACAGCGCUCAUGCAAACUCAAGGUUCCAGUCUCAGUAAUAAGGAAUAAUAUCGCUAGUACGGAUGAGUAUCAAGAAAAGUUAUCUGGGAAUAUACAAUGGGUUUCAGCUAAUGGGGUUGCACGUGAUAAUUUGGGUGUCCCACUCAUUGUUAUAUCGUGGUCUAUUGCUGAAAUGAUUCGUUAUUCAUAUUAUGUGGCAGAUAUUUGUAGGGUAAAGUUAAAUCUGCUAACUUGGUUGAGGUACUCAGGCUUUCUGGUUUUGUAUCCAACUGGGAUUUCUGGUGAGGUUCUUCUAAUAGUAAGUGGCAUAAAAAGACUGAGGGAAACAGAACAAUAUUCCUUCGAUCUUCCAAAUGCUUUAAAUUGUUCACUCAGUUAUUGGUUUGCUUUGGCUGCUAUACUUAUAACCUACAUUCCAG
Schistosoma rodhaini is the source of this 457-nucleotide messenger RNA. The record is from the annotation of a GenBank genome assembly. Lineage: Eukaryota; Metazoa; Platyhelminthes; Trematoda; Strigeidida; Schistosomatidae.